AUGGCUAACUGUGCUCCUGCAACUACACCCUUACCUCUUGAGCUUCAAAAGGUCAACGGUCAAGAAGAAACGUUUGAUCAACCUACGUUAUUUCGAAGUCUGGCUGGUAAACUUCAGUAUCUCACUCUUACUCGACCAGACAUACAAUUUGCUGUUAAUCUUAUUUGUCAACGAAUGCAUACUCCUACUGUUACUGACUUCAAUCUGCUCAAGCGCAUCAUUCAGUAUAUCAAAGGAACUAUGGAUUUUGGCAUCAACUUCUCUACAAAUGCAGACUUCACACUCCGAGCAUACAUCGACAAUGACUAUGCUGGUUGUCCCACUACCAGUCGUUCAACGGGUGGAUUCUGCACGUUUUUAGGCAACAACCUUAUAUCUUGGUCUGCUAAACGUCAGACCUCUGUCUCUUGUAGCUCAACUGAAGCUGAAUACCGCUGUUUGUCAGAUGCGGAUGCUGAGGUGAACUGGUUAAUGGAUCUGCUGCAAGACAUUGGAAUGCCUGUCACUCAUGUCCCUAAAUUAUACUGUGACAAUUUGUCUGCAGUAUACCUCUCUGCUAAUCCGACUUUGCACAAGAAAACUAAACACUUCAAAGUUCAUUAUCAUUAUGUUCGAGAGCAGGUUGCAGAAGGAUCACUGAUUGUCUAA
Molecule: messenger RNA, 648 nt
Organism: Camelina sativa (false flax)
Lineage: Eukaryota; Viridiplantae; Streptophyta; Magnoliopsida; Brassicales; Brassicaceae
Source: RefSeq, a predicted model, not a curated record